UCGUGGGGAUCCGCGGUAUGUUAUCCCGCCUAGUUGGUUGAAAUUCCUUUACCUCAAUAGUGCGUUCGGAGAUAUUUUCAUAGUUUUAGUUAGCUCCAGCGUAUUACUGAUCAGGAAUUCGUUUCAGUGAUCAGUAGUCCGAUUCAAUCGUACUGGAGUGAAUACUUAUCGAGUGUGUAUCCACCGUGAAUGUGCAGCGAGAAAGCCUUAGUUCAGUUAUCGCAUCACUUCUCAGUUUUUCUCACGUCGUUAAAAAAAGUGCCAGUGAUCUGUGAUAAGUAACCGCCAAAGGAUUAACCCCUCACCAACCCAUUUCCCGCAUCAUUAUUUUUGAAGUCAAUGGAAGCUGGUGAGGAGGAAGGGUAAAGAUGGAGCACUCGCGGAAGCCGGGCGUCUCCCCGGAGACGGCCCUGGCGUCGGACAUCUUCGACAAGUUCUGCGCCGCCACCACCCUCAAGGCCAUCCUCGGAUACCACCGCCACCUCUGCGAGCUCCUCCACAUCAAGCCCACAAACUUCCCCCAGUUCUACCCCAAAUUGAAGAGCAAACUCAAAUCUUGGAAAGCUCAAGCCUUAUGGGCCAAAUUCGAUAAGAAAGCAAGUCAUAAAUGUUACAAUCGAGGAAAGGCUUGUCCAAACACUCGGGUCUUGAUCAUCGGCGCCGGUCCAUGUGGGUUGCGUGCGGCGAUCGAAGCCCAACUUCUAGGUGCAAAAGUAGUCGUAGUAGAAAAACGUGAUAAAAUUUCUCGAAAUAAUGUGCUUCAUUUAUGGCCUUUCGUUAUUCAAGAUCUCAGAGCUCUUGGUGCUAAGAAAUUUUUUGGUCGCUUCUGUGCAGGAUCCAUAGAUCAUAUUAGCAUAAGGCAGCUGCAGUGUAUAUUACUAAAAGUAGCUUUAAUUCUCGGUGUCGAAAUCCACGAAGGUAUUGGCUUUGAGUCUUUGCUACCUCCUCCAGAUGAUCAAAGUGAAGAAAGAAUCGGCUGGCGUGCAGCGAUAAGUCCUCCAGAGCACCCGGUCUCUCAGUAUGAGUUCGAUGUCCUCAUAGGAGCAGACGGUAAACGAAAUACUUUAGAAGGUUUUGGACGAAAAGAGUUCCGUGGGAAACUGGCAAUUGCCAUAACAGCUAAUUUCAUCAACAAACGAACCAGAGCGGAGGCACGAGUUGCAGAGAUCAGCGGAGUGGCUUUUAUUUUUAAUCAAAAAUUUUUCAAAGACCUCUAUGCGGAAACUGGUAUAGAUUUAGAAAAUAUUGUUUACUACAAAGAUGAUACUCAUUACUUCGUUAUGACUGCCAAGAAAACUAGUUUAAUCAACAAAGGUGUUAUUCUAAACGAUUAUUCAGAUACAGCCAAACUGCUCGCCCCAGAGAAUGUGGACAAAAAUGCACUGAUGGAGUACGCAAAGGAAGCCGCGGACUUUUCCACGAACUACAAGUUACCUUCCUUGGAGUUUGCAGUUAACCACUUCGGGCAACCUGAUGUUGCCAUGUUCGACUUUACAUCCAUGUAUGCUGCUGUGAAUGCAAGCCGCGUUGUCGAGAAGAAAGGGCACAAAUUAUUCAUGACGCUUGUUGGUGAUAGUUUGUUAGAGCCGUUCUGGCCGACAGGUUCUGGCUGCGCGCGCGGUUUCCUCAGUUCAAUGGAUGCAUGUUGGGCAGUUCGAAACUGGGGCUCAGGGCAGAUGAAUCCGCUGGAGGUGCUCGCAGAGCGCGAGUCAAUAUACCGGAUCCUGGGACAAACCACUCCCGAGAACCUCAACCGAGACUUCAGCAGCUACACACUUGAUCCGCACACUCGCUACCCGAACCUCAACACGCGAGCGGUGCUCCCCGUCCAAGUGAAAAACCUCUACUCGACGGACGAGCCCGCCAAUGUGGAAACAUGCCUCAAAGCUCCGUCGAAUUCUAGUCAUUUAGAACAACCAAAAAAGCGGAGACGAAAAGAUUCUCAAGUUCACCCAGACACGCUUCUGCAAUGGUUAAAGCGGCAAGUUGUGCUGCUGAACGACAUUCACAUCACAGAUUUCACCUCGUCGUUCAAGGACGGGCGUGCUCUCUGCGGGAUCAUCCAUCGAUACCGGCCCGACCUCAUAGAUUUCCAUUCGCUACGGCCGCAAGAUGUAGCCAAGAACAACCAGUUAGCCUUCGAUAUCCUAGAACGAGAAUUGGGAAUUCCGCCGGUCAUGACUGGUCGCGAGAUGGAAGAAUGCGAUGUUCCGGAUAAACUAACCAUGCUCUCUUACUUGUCCCAAGUCUAUGAUCUCUUCCGUGGCGAAAUACCUCACAUCAAACACCCAAAACUGGAGGAGCUGAAUGUCUCCACCCGUGAAGAAUUGACAACAUCGCGAUUCAAAAGCGACACCUCGGUGAAAGCUUCGCACGUCUCCCUCCUGGCUCACCUCACCAACCAACAAUCCCCCAGGUCGCGGCCGCCGGAAACGCUCAAGCUACCGCAGAAAAUGCACAUAACCUCCCCCACAACAAACGACACCAACAACACCGCUCAGCGGAGGAGGAAGAGGAGGAGCGGGGUCGUGCCAGGAACCGUGGCUACGAGGAUCCAAUGCUUUGAGGCGAUACAAGAUGUGAACAAUAAUCCCCAAGCCAAGAACCGUGCCAAUAGUGCUCCUAAUGUAGAAGCCCUGAAAAGUAGGAAACGCGGCAGUCUUGAAGCCUUGAAAAGUAGGAAACGGCACAGUCUUGGGGCUGUGAAAUCUAGGCGGUUCUCGAACUGUAACAAGAGCCUCGAUACUUUCGUAGUUUCUAGGAAACGAACUGCUGUUCCUAGGAGAAGCUUUGGUGAGAUGCAGACAAGUAAAAAAAGGCGCACCGAUGAAGAUCGGGACCCGCACUUUGUGUCUGGAGCCAAAAAAGGAGCAGUGGUCGAAGAUUUCGACGGUCGUAUUAAAAACAUUGAAGCUAAACUGAAAGGAGUUAGUCCGGCCACAGAUAAAAAACCAAAGGAUCUUCUACGAGCAAUCGGGAAAAUCGAAAAAACAGACUGGAAUUUCAAAGAAAUUGAGAAAAAGAUCGAGGAAAGCAAAUGGGGCAAGGCAUCAAAACAACAGCGCGUCGAAAAAGUUCCUAAAUGGAGUCGUCAACAAUUUGUAGAUAAGUUCUCUGCAGUGGAAAGGAAGCUGCUUCGCAAAAGCAAGGACGAUGAAAACGCGAAAAAGUACGCUGAGAUCGAUUUGAGUCUGAAAAAGCUAACGCAAAAAAUCAAGGAUGGGAGCACGCUGGAGCAGGGCGAGAGGGGCGCGAACAAAGUUUCCGCGAUGGCUGCCCAGCUCACAAAAGCAGUGGAGCCUGAGAAGUCAGUUUUACAGAAGUCAAAUUCUAAGUCAUCUCUCGUUGUUCCUGCUGGAAGUGCCAGCGAGCUGUGUCAUUUCUGCAACAAACGGGUUUAUCUGAUGGAAAGAUUGAGCGCAGAGGGGCGUUUCUUCCAUAGAGGUUGUUUCCGCUGCGAGUACUGCUCCAUUACUCUUCGUCUAGGCAACUACGCUUUCGACCGCGACGGCAAAUUUGGCAACCGAUUCUUCUGUCCGCAACAUUUCGGCAUGAGUGGAACGCAGCAAAAACGGGCGUACCGCAGGAAGUCGGAAGAGCUCCGGAAUCUAGCAAACAAGGAGAACAUCCUGAAGUCCUCGAACCAACCAAAAACCCCGGAAGUAGCCAAGCUAGAAAGGGAUACAUUGGAUCGUGGUGGUACUCCUGAAAGAAUAGAGUUCGAAAAUCUUGAUCCGGACGCAGAAGAAGAUGGUGAAGCGAUCCCGAGUGAAAUGGAUGAAGACGAAUGGACAGACCGCAACUUUGGAGCAUCGACCGGCGACGGAGAGAUCGGCUCCAGCGAAGAACUGUCGGACCUCUCCGAAUCGGAAGAUGACUCUGAAGAUGAUGAUCAAGAGGGUUUUGCAGAGGCACUUGACGUCCCGCUCACUGCGGACGAAACUCGCCGCCUGGCCGAGGACUGGACACGUCGUUACUCGAACCACAAGUCUGGGAAGAGUCCAGGAACAACAGCGAAAGAGGAGGAUGGUGAAGAUAGCGAGAGCGCCCACGAGUCAGACGAUUCCCAGGGCAGGUACAGCACGCAGGAGUAUGAUAGUGAAGUUCAGAAUCGCUUAACCACUGCAGAAAAAUGCCGAAUGCAAAAUGAUGAAAGUGAAACUGCAACUGAGGGCGAGGAGGAAUUGAAAGCGCGAGAGCUGCGCAAACAAGAGGUGCGCGUGGACAUCGUAGAGAGGAAAGGUCGCGCCGAGUCUGAAUCCGACACUGAGGUUACCACUGGCGAUUACACAACAGACAGUUCUGAAUCCGAGUCAGAAGAAGAACAGAACUCCGCGACAGAAAUCUCCACCGACUCAGAGUUCGAGCGGGAUGAAACCACGCCAACCCGGCACGAGAUCCCAGACAUCAUCAUCGGUGAAAACGUCCAGGUGAAGGAAAUGAAACUGAGCGAGCUGUCGCGACCGAAACUCGUGAACGGUAACGCUGUAGAUAAACCCAUCAUCCUCCAUCUGAACCAAAGCCCGAUGGCACGGCCCACCCCUCUCGGUAACUUCCGCCGGGAGAACUACCUCCUCCAGAAGACGGCAUCGACAGAAGGUAUCGCGUCAAAAACCUCGCUCGAGCUCAAGAAGAAAUACCUGUUGGGCAGCACGGACCCCUCGAACGCGGUCCGGAAGUCGGGCUCUGCGUCCAGCCUCGACUCGCGCUUCAAAAAUUUUGUCGACCACAUUUCCGAGCAGCAAAAAUUACUAAACCCAGCUCCGGAGCCAAGCCCAUCCAUGCAGGCGUUCUUACAAGGCUCGGAAAAACUGAGCGUCUCACCAGUUGGCUCACCGUCUUUACGCACCCUUAAAGAGCCACCCACCCUAGCCGACGCCAAGAGUUACAAACACGUUUGCAGCUUGAGCAAUUUCAUCACGUCUAGCCCGAUUAUUAGUGAUACGAAUGUUACCGCCAAAAACGAACUCAACGAGCGUCUCUCGGCUGCGGAGAGUGACGACAGUCUGAACAAAGCCGCUCAAUUAAUCGUAGCGAAUAAUCCCAGUGUUGUAUGUGCAAUAAAUAGUGUAGAUAUAAAGGAGACGGAUGAGAUGGUGCCCAAGUUAGAGUCUCCGAUAGGCGAGGCCAUUCCGGAUAUCCACCGUUCGGAACCGGCAAUCGUCGACGAGAACAUGGACAGCGAUUCGCUCUUCUCAGACACGUCUUGCAGCGAGGAGAAAGCCAAAGACGAUUCCAUCCACAAGUUCCGCAAAGUCGAAAUACACGACUCGGGCAGUGAGCAAAUGCCCGAUUCGCCCAAGCCAAAGAAAUCAGAGAGUGAGUUCAAAUUCCAGGAACCCAAGCUCGAGGAACCCAAUUUAAUAAAGGAGUCGUCGAUGCAGAAUAAAGUGAAUGUCUCUAUUCCUGAUGUGUGUCUUCAUACUGUUACCCUUCCGCCUACGCCUCUGACCUUGGCCAAACCUAGUGAAGACCUGGGGAAACUCUCGGAAGUGUCCCGGAGCACAGAGAACUUGGACGUCGCGACCAACUUUAGCAAAAUCAUAACCGUACCCAGUAAAACAGCAAGCAGUCAAGUUCUGAAACAAGUAUCGAAUACGAGUCAGUUAUUCUCGACAGAAGUAGGAGGCAGUAAGGAUAAUAUAAGCGGUAGAAGUAGUCCUGCCUCACCCGUUUCUGCAUGCGAUGAAUCAACUGCCGCGGCCUUAACUGAGACUGAAUUCUCAGACUGGGCGCGGGAUGAGGACGUGGCAGUUUCGGACAAUAUCGAUGACAUUGAGUUUCGAAUAAAUCCAAAGAACAUCACUUUCCGCCGCAACCAAAAAGCUCGAAAUAAAAAACAUGCAAGAGGUGUUGCAGCCCUAAUCGCCAGAACUGAGGAGUUCGACGACGACUUCUCGCAUGUUUGUGGGAAAGUCGAAGUCCCUGUUUCGCAGAUACUCUCCAACAUCGAUAACAUUGAGUUUAUGGACACUGGUGAGGAGGAAUCGAGUCUCUCUGAUGACCGUUUGAAGCGGAAUAGUGGCUACGUUGAAUUCGUCAAUCAAACAGACGAUGAAGACGCGACUACCCCUGUCGCAGUCAACCCUUACGUAAUGCUCGUUGAAUCAGAAACGAAUGCUCAAACGCCGCUCCGGGAAGAGGUGGUGGAAGAUGAUAAAUCUCACCGCACGGAAACAGGCACAACGACGUCAGAAAUGACGACUGUCAAGCAGCUCUCAAAUGAGGAGAAGAGUCUAACGGAUUCAACUUCUCUAUCGUCAGACAUCAAAUCGACGUUUGACUCUCAGGACACUAGCAAUAAAACCUAUGAAGAGUAUGUGCAGAGGCUUCAAGGGAAAAUUUUCCCUUUUUCCAAUGUAAGGGACUCAAUAGAUAUUAGAAAGUCGCGACGUCACAAACCGCAGUUCAAGGAACCGCAGCCUGUGCUUCCGAAGAGUGUGAACGCUCGUCCUGCCACUAUUACACCUGUUACAAUCCCGGAUAGCAAUAGCACGCCGAGCAAUUCGAGUAGCACUCCAUCCAGCAAUAGCAACACUUGCAGCAGCCCUGCGACUAAAGAAUUUAAUAGUUUCAAUAACCUGCCGAUUAAAUCGCCGAGCACCUCCCGCAAGUUGGAGGAGAUCUCGCGGGAGAGGCUGAAACAGAAAGACCUGAUCCACGAAAUGGUGAUGAACAAACUGAUAGCCGAAGGCAAGUCUCCACAAGAGCGGAAGGCGCGCAAAAGCAACCGAAAUUCCAUGAGCCCGAGCGUUGGGUCGACAACUUCGAUCGAAAAUCGGGAAACGGUGAGUGAUUUACCAAUUGUAUCCUCGCCCAAGAGGCCGGACUCUCUAGUCAUUACUGCUAAUGUCAUGCGGAGGCAUGAUGAUGUAAGGCGCCAUAGCGUUCAUCAGGAUAAAUUGACAGCAUUCCCUGCCGUCACAACCCCCGUGGAGGCCAAGACCGUCAGUGCGAUGAACCCAUUGCGGCGGCUGAAUCUGCGGCAGCAGUCUAUGUCAUCCUUCCGCAGUCCCAUGAGUCCUAAGACCAAGUUACCAGAAACUCCGCUCACCAACCCAGAGGCGUUUUCGUGUCCUGACAUCCGGAAGGCACUGUUCGAGUCUGGGGACACACCACUCAAGGGCCCAAUGACCACGCCAAGGUUUAACCAUGAGAUGUUGCUGCGGACAGCAGAGCAAGUUCGAGAAAGCGCUCGAGCCCGAGUCAGGCUUAUGAGUGAUUCGCAGUUGGGCCUGAGUCCCGAGGAGAAACUCAAUGCCUUGCGGCAAAAAUUCGCAGCUCGGAAAAUGGCGCAAAGCGAAUCCAAAGGAAGUCUAGCAGCCAGAACGUUGUUCACUGAUGAGCCCAAGUCAAAUCCUACCUCUAUCAACUAUGAUUUCCUCGAAAACGAUAAUAAGGUGAUGGAUGGCAAAGAUCUGAAGCACCGGAAAGAUCGUGAAAGAAGGAAAAGCAUCAUUCAGGCUGUGUCAGAUUUCUUCCACAAGAAGUCUCCCUCUCCCUCGCCUUCCAAAACUUCUGAGAAAGUCCCAAACCAAUCGAUAAGCAAUAAAUUCAUGAAGUUGCGACUUCAUACCCUCAGUCGCGAAAAAUCCAAAUCAGCUGAAAUUUUAGAUUCGGAAAAGAGAGAUAAGUUUUCUCCUCCGAGUGAGCUAGAACGAAGCAAAAGCGUUAGCGAAUCAGAAAUGAGACGAAGACUGAUAGACGGCCUAGCUCCGCCUGUUCCUCCACUACCUCUCAACUACUCCCUUCAACCACUUAACACUACCAACCGUCCAUCUGAAGAAAGCCUGUCUGAACUGGAUGAGACGACCCACUGUGAUGAAAACGAUAUUAGCGUUUCUAAAAAGCAAUCUCGCCUCAAUCGGAAAUUAGCCCGCCAAGCACAUUUGAAAAAUUUAAAAAGAUUAAGAAUGGCGCAUGAAAUUCAGAGGCAAUUAGAAGAACUAGAAGUUAAGCAACGAGAAUUAGAAGCACGAGGCGUUGAGGUGGAAAAAAUGUUGCGGGGAGAAAAGUGCGAUGCUGUGAUGAAAGAAGAACCAGAGCUCCUGAAAGAAUGGUUCGAGCUCAUGCGUGAAGGUAGCGAGCUGAGGCGGUACGAGAAAGAGCUCAUGGUCCAAGCGCAAGAAAUGGAGUUGGAGGAUAGGCAUGCUAGACUCCAACAAGAACUGCGCGACAGCAUGGCAAAGGAUGAGGCCAGCAAGACGGAAGAAGAUGUAGCAAAAGAGGGGCGCAUCCUCCGUGAAAUGCUCGAGAUCGUAGAGAGGCGCGACUCACUCAUCGCCCUCAUGGAGGCUGAUAGACAAAGGUACAAAGAAGAAGACAAAGAUUUCGAAGCACAAAUGCUUGCGAAAGGCCUUCAGCUCACAUCUUUGAAAAAACGUGAAGUGUAUCUUUGAAUCCAUGGCUCAACACUAUGCUAACCGUCUGCAUUUUUAUUUUUCACAGCCAUCUUAAGAUGAGACUUUAAAUAUAACUCCUUUCCCAGUAAAUUUGGAAUUAAAUGAAUUGAAUUUAUCGUUCGUCAAUUUAUCUUCAAAAGAUAUUUCAAGAACGCAGAACCUGUUUCGAACUGUUUUAGUAGCAGAACUUUGUUUUAAAUGUUGACAAGAUUUUAAUUUUUAUUUAUUUUUCAUUUUAUUUCUAUGGGUACAUAAAAGUCAUCAGCUUGGAGUAGGUACAAGUUCUAUCAUAUAAAAUAAUUACUUAUCUAUUUCUGCUCAUGGAAGUCAUAUCCUAUUGUUUUCAAUAAAGCACUGCUAAGUCCUACAGGACUAACUGUCGAAAAAAAUUCAUUCACAUAGUAAGAAAGAUUAUCGAUCAAACAAAUAUUGGGAAUUUAUGAAUUUAUUCUCAGUUACGUGCCAAAAUAGUCCGUUAUUUUCCACAAUGUAUGAUACUUUUUUUCCAGUUUACUUGUAAAGUCGUUAAAAUUUUAGUAAAACUGCUGAAACGAGCUUCAAGGUGCAAAAUAAGUAAAUUAACUCUAAAAAAAUCCACAUCAGUUGGUCCCAGUUGAAAUCCCAUCCAUCAAAUUUCAGAACUGAAGAGGUGAUUUUUAAAUUCUCUAUAAGGCAAUGGAUUUCUUUGGUUUUAUUGCUCAAUUCUCAUCUGAAAGUUACAUUAAAGAGUAAAUUUUCAAAAUUAAAGUCUAAUGAAGGGUUGACAAUUUUAAUAUUUUUUGUGCCAUCAGAUGCUGUCAUAGGUAAAAUUAUGACCAGAUCUGUGAAAAGGGACCGUAUCUUCCAGCUGCAAAUUUUCCUUAACUUUUCUCAAAAACUUAAACCGUAUAUUUCUACCAUCCAAGAAUCUUUGUCUUGGAGCUUAAUGACUCUUACUUCCCUAAAUUUUUAAGCUUUUAGGAUCAAACUUCCACUGAGAUUUCUGGAUUUUUUUCCUUAGUGUAUUUGAAGAGAGAUAAGGAAAUUUUUUUCUCAGAAGAUAAGGUCCCUCUCAUCUGAAGCAACACUUUUAGUCUAAGAAUAAUAUUUUUUUUCAUAAAAUUAAGACCAACAUGUGAAGAAAAUCACCAAUAUUAAGUCCUCAAGGUGAGAGAAUUCAGGCGCUUUCAGAAAAUAGAUGAAUAUAAAAAAAUUUAAUAAUUUGGCUGUAUGGUAGACAUAGCUCUCUUUUUUCAGUUCGUAUUAAUUUUUACUCAGUGCUUUUAAGUUUUUUCCCUGUUUAGAAAUUGAGUGUAACUAUCUGUUCAGAUCAAAUUUCUUCAUGGAAAUCAAUUAAUUUUGUGUGUUCUUUCAGUAUCUGGUCAAGGCAGUUUCUAACGAUAUAUUUCUGUUUUUUAUGUUUUUAAAUAAUGAAUUGGUGCAUAUUUGUUUUGCAUGUACAAAAAACGAUUGAGCAGGUUUAUUCAAACAAAAGAAGAAUGUAGUGAAAUUCAUCGGUAUUUUUUUGCGCCAAGAAAAUGCAAGAAGUAAGCCGAUGAAGCGAAACUUUUUUAUAAAUUAAUUGAUUUUUCAUUAUGAUACAUUGCGUUAAAUGGCUUUUGCUGAUUUUUUUAGGUAUUUUUCCUCUCGUCUGUGUUUAGUGAACAAUUAGGACCUUAAUCUGUUUAUCAACGCAGUUUUAGUAGGUUUUUCUUUCUUUUUCCUUAGUAAAAAACUGGAAUUUGAUGUGCAGUCUAUCUUCGGAAGGAAAAAAAAAUCGGGCAGAUGAAUAAAAGAGCAGAUAUGUGUAAAUUAGAGACUGAAAUUAAACUCUUGAUGGCUAUCUGAAAUCUCAACUUUUUUUGUGAUUUAAGCCAAGCUCCAGGUGCAGUGCUAUUGUUUGGCAUAUUACUCUUUGUUCCAACUUGUUUCUGGAUCCAAAAAAAGGACUCGGCCAACCUGUAAUCCUGAACAUUUUUAGCAAAAGCUGUUUCCUUAAAUCUCUCUUUUAUUGUUUCUUUUUUCAAACCCUGAGGGAAGAAGAACUCGCACGAUUUAUCAAUGCCCAAACUUGCUAACUAUUUAUCUCAAUUUAUGAAAUUGCUGACUCGUUAUAACACUUUUCAUGAUUGGAAAACUAAUUAUAAUAGUUUUUUCUAUAGGAAUUUCUCUGUUCGAAUUGUUUAGUGUCAAAAUUUCCGCUGGCAGAGUCAUCUCAUUUCCGUUUUAAAGAAACGAAGUAUAAGCAAAUUUUUAUAGUAUCGCUAUUGCAAUGCAUCGUUUCAAAAUUUAGCCAUUGAUUGUAGAAAUAUUUAUUACGCCAUUCUUACUGUUUUCUCUCCAGUGUUUUGCAAAUUUAUUUGCAUUCAAAACUUUGAGUUUGUAUUAUUUUCUAUUUAAUGUUGUUUACAAGUGUUCAUUUAUUUCCCUGCGACCUAAUUAAGUUGAUUAUUUUCAAUGCCAACUUUCAUUUUAAGUUUUUACUGUCUUUAUUACGGAAUUAGUGUGCAAUAUUGUAAAAGAACAAUCUGCGACUCAAGUCUGACAACCGACUGAUGCCAGUUUUUUGCGCAUUUGAGGUUACACUAACAUAGCAAAAAAUACUCCUUUGUGAUGCUCUCAUCAGCACCCUCUUAUCUUAUCAAGCGCAACUUUUUCUUUUUGUUUACUGAAGGGAUAUUUAUAUUUGUUUCUGUAUGCCUAGUUUUGCAUUUUAUCGUUUUUUAUAUUUUAGGGUUCGAGUUAAUUAUCCUCCAAACUCUGCGGCCAUUAAUCAGAAUUUUACAAUCAUAACUUUCUUUUGAAUCUGUCAUAGCAUUUUAUUCAUCGUAAAUACAAUGCACAUUUUUUUAAAUCAGUCUUUUAUCUUUAAAAUUUGGCAAUACUGGGUUUUGUAACGUUCAUUAUUUGAUACGGGGUUAAAUGGAGGAAUAACACCAACUUGUGAAAAUUGCCUCUGCCAUUAAGUAACAUUCUAAUGUCUUUCGAAACUUUUGCAAUGUCUCCACCAUUUUCAUCAGCUCUCUAAAAAUGUAAUACAAUUAACUAUAAUGAAUUAAUUAAAAUUAAAUUAUUUGAUAGGGGCAACCAAAGACUCGAAUAUGAUUCUAGACGUUAACUUUUAUUCUUGCACAAAUCCUAUUUAAAAAUCUGCCCGAUACCCAAUUCAGUUCUAACUAACCUCAUCAAAAGUAAACGAAUGCACACACACUGAACCGAUUUUACCAAAAUCAAUAGAAAAAACUGGUUUUGUUUUUUGUGUAUCCUUAACAACGCUGAAAGAUUUGAUUUCCUAAACAGUUAAAGUGCAAAUUGAAUCACUUUUUAUUCUUUGACCAACUUACUAUCAGUCACAUGCAUGUAAUGAGUCAUGAAUUUGCUAGUUUUCGUCCCGCAAUUUUUUCCUACCCAUUGAAGAAGUACCAAUAGAUGGUUCUUUUCUUUUUUUUUUGCUCAAAGUUUAGGACAGAUUAAUCUUUCUUUUAAACUGGAAGCAAGUUCUGCCUGCCUUGCUGAGAAAAUACGCCUUUUAAGCCUUCAGACGUCGCCCAAUUGCUUUCGACUAAUUAAGAUUUGUCUGAAAAAUUUGAAAGUAUUUUUCCUUUGAUUUUUCAGUGAAUUUUGUUUGUCAAGUGCUCUGAAGUGUCUUAAAGUUUCAAGAAAAAAUAUUCUUAACUUUCUUCCAAAAUAAAUAUUUAAUGAGAGAAAAUUAGGGAACAUUCGAAUGCCCAUAGGGCUUAUUUCCUUACCACAGCAGAGUAGUAGGAUAGGGACAUCUAAACAAUGAAUUUUAAAAAGAACGUUUGGUCCAUUACAGUGUUUUAGUCCGUUCGUGCUUUUUCAAAACUACCUUUUUAUUUAGAUUUGUUCUGUCCAAUGGCAUCCAAUGCUCAUACCAUUUUAAUAUCUUCCUAGUUUUGUUCAAUUUUCACCUCUUUUCUUCCAUUUCCUUCUUUCUAUGUAAAAAAGCAACUUACAUUUUAGCGAUUUUCUGUGUGAGUAACUGCUUAGCUUAAGCCGUAGUCAAACUUGGAUUGAUACCUUGUAUUCAUUUGAGUUUUUUUCUCUUGUUAAAAACAGAUGUAUGUGAUAACUCUACUUUAAGUAACGGGCCUCAUCUUAAGUUUAUUUUUGUAUCCUCUCAUAGUCAACAGAUGAAUUUAUUUUUAUUAUAUUGAUUGAUUUUAAUAUUAUGUGUACCCAAUUGUAUUAUUCCUGUACUAUUGUAUCAAUGAAGAUUAAAUAUGUAUCUAUUAUUUAA
This is a messenger RNA of Bemisia tabaci, 12642 nucleotides long. The record is from RefSeq and is a predicted model, not a curated record. Lineage: Eukaryota; Metazoa; Arthropoda; Insecta; Hemiptera; Aleyrodidae.